Messenger RNA from Phytophthora infestans T30-4, 1884 nucleotides. RefSeq lists its product as uncharacterized. Lineage: Eukaryota; Oomycota; Peronosporomycetes; Peronosporales; Peronosporaceae. The coding region runs from base 1 to 1884 and encodes 627 amino acids. The record is from RefSeq and is a predicted model, not a curated record. The transcript has a single exon.
AUGGUCGAUGCAAGCAAGUCAUAUCACGCUCUGUCAGCGUUGCUCUCUCAAUGGACAGCAUGUGGGCGUCUUUCGUACAAAUUCUGCGUCACGACCAUUGCCAGUGGUCGAGACGGCAAGCCUCGCAUGAUGGCCACCUUCAGCAAGCCCACAGCUCAGACACCCUCACCCGAGGCAGUGGCACGGCUUUAUUUUCACUUGAGCACAGAUCAUCAGCGAGUGCGUGGCUUCACAGUGGAGCAAGACCCACACUUCCACGACCUCGAGACGGUCAAGUUCGAUGAAGCGGUGCUAGACCGUGUUAUACGACGCAAAUUGCAGCUGCAAGCCGCGCAACUUGUUGAUCUCAGUGAUGAGUUUGCCUCUACACGGGUACCGGCAGUGAUACGAUCACGCCAAGAAGAACAACGAGGGCACGAGCGAGAGGCAAUAGAGGAGUAUCUGUACGAGCAAAUGCUGCACAGCGACUCGUACAACGAUGGUAAACUGCUGAUUGAGGUGUUCCGUGAGACUAUCGACGCGCUGGAGCUGGAUCCACGCGUGGCACCUCGCGAAAUACUGCUAGCACUUGUAGCUUCAGACCGAGACGACAUGAUAUCGUACGGCGAUUUUGCAUCUGUUGCUGCAGACGUGAUUGACGCCAUGGUUGGAGCUGGUCAGACUGAAGACGGGAAGACAACUCAAGAGGAUGAGGCUCUAGAUGCAUUUGAGGUAGUGUCAGCUCGACAGACUCACUACACUGUGGAAAAAAUGACAACACUCGUGGAGGCGCACGCUGAACGCGUUGCUGAGGCAGCCAAAGCCAUGGCUGCCCGUCGUGUAGCAGCUGAAAUGGACGCACAACAGGAGACAACGACUGUUAUCCCAGAGGAGACCAAAGAAGACGAUAAUGAAGAAGAGGGGGAGCAGAAAGAUGCAGAAGCUGCUUCUGGAGUGGAAGCUACCGGUAAAGACGACGAAAGUUUACGGGGAAGCUCUCACUCUUUCGGUGUCCACCGUCGAUCGUCAGUUAAACAACACCCUCGUAUGACUCGAUACCAGCUGCGAUCUCUCCUCGAAACACCGCAACUACUGCUUAGUGAAGCGGAGAUCAACCUCACGCUAGCUUUAGUCGACACUAUGACCAAUUUUAACGGUGUCGAAGAGGUUCUUUGCGAGAAGCUGGCGCCGGUUCUGCGCCGUGUCCGUCGCAUGAUCUUCCGCUUUCAGCGUAAAGGCUUCGUCGAUCGGACGGAGACAUAUUUGCUGCAUCAAUUCCAAAGCUUUGAAAAGCGAAAUCUCCAGGGCUCAUCAAAACAUUUGAAGCAACGCUUAACGCAGAAGGAGGCGAAAGCAGCUAUGAAGACCAUGCACAAGCUGUUGCUGUCUCCGUAUCAACUAAUGCAGCUUUCUGCACUGGCCGAAGAGCGGCCUGGCGAACCUGAUCAUGUUGUGUAUUACCAGGAGUUCAUCCCCCGCAUGGCACAGCAGCUGCGGGAACUUGUGAACGUAGAUACCUUGGUCGAGAAAUCUACUGUGCUUCAUGGAAUGGGCGUUUGGGACUUAGAUACGGUGGGUCUUCCGAGUGAAGACAUUGGCAGACAAACAAGUUUUGACUGCUUUGCCAGCUUUGAUAAAACGCAACUUGGCGCUAUCCCGAUUGGAGAUUUCCACACAGCUCUUCAGCAACUUAGUCAAACCCAUGGUUUCCCUGUUGGGACAGCUGCGGAAAAGAAGCAACUGAGUGUUUUGGCAGACUUGAACAGCAGUGGUCGCGUAAAUUAUGCCCUUUUCCAGCACCUCAUGUACCCUUUGAUGUUGUUUCUUCUUCAGGAACGCGAACUAGCUGCUGCGAAGGAAACCUCACGGGUGCGAUGUAUUGAGCAGGAGAUGAAGAGCGAAUAG